UUUCACCGCCCAUUCAAUUCAAUUCAUUUCGAAAAAUCAUCAUCAUUGAAAAUCGAAUUCGAAAAUUAAACAAAAAAACAAAAAAAUUAACCAAAAAUGUCGACCAGAGAUGUAAAUACUCAAGAUCAUCAUCAUGUUUAUCAAUAUGUUGGACCAUAUCGUUUGGAAAAAACAUUGGGCAAAGGACAAACAGGUCUAGUCAAAUUAGGAGUUCAUUGUGUGACGGGUAAAAAAGUAGCAAUCAAAAUUGUUAAUCGUGAAAAACUUUCCGAAAGUGUCCUACAAAAGGUGGAAAGAGAAAUUGCCAUCAUGAAAUUGAUUGAACAUCCACAUGUUCUACAUUUAUAUGAUGUAUAUGAGAAUAAAAAAUAUUUAUAUUUAAUGUUAGAACAUGUAAGUGGUGGUGAACUAUUCGAUUAUCUAGUCAAAAAAGGACGCCUUACACCAAAAGAAGCUAGAAGAUUUUUUCGUCAAAUCAUUUCGGCACUCGAUUUUUGUCAUAGUCAUCUAAUCUGCCAUAGAGAUUUAAAACCAGAAAAUCUAUUAUUGGAUGAAAAGAAUAAUAUAAAAAUUGCCGAUUUUGGUAUGGCAUCAUUACAAAUCGAUGGUUCAAUGUUAGAAACAUCAUGUGGAAGUCCUCAUUAUGCUUCGCCUGAAAUCAUCAGGGGUGAAAAAUAUGAUGGAAGGCAAGCAGAUGUAUGGUCAGUUGGAGUCAUUCUAUAUGCUCUUCUUGUGGGUGCCUUACCAUUUGAUGAUGAUAAUCUACGACAACUAUUAGAAAAAGUUAAACGUGGAACAUUUCAUAUACCACAUUUUGUGCCUCCCGAAUGCCAAGAUUUGCUUCGACGAAUGAUUGAAGUAGACGCUAACAAACGUAUUACGCUUUCCGAAGUGAUACGCCAUCCAUGGGUUACAGCUGGCAGCAAAAAUGAGCUUGAAUUAGAAUUACCGAUGAAAGAAGUGGUUCAGACGCAUAUAACAUCGACGGUUGAAGAAUUGGAUCCCGAUGUUCUUAACAAUAUGACUUCACUUGGCUGUUUUAAAGACAAGGAAAAGCUUUUAAGGGAGCUACUAAGUAUUAACCAUAAUACCGAAAAAGUAAUAUAUUUCCUUUUGUUGGAUCGUAAACGACGAAAACCAUCAUUUGAAGAUGAAACUGAAUGUAUUAUCAGGAAUCGUUCCGAAUCAGCCGAUCCACCAAGAAAAAGAGUAGAUACACGUCCUAGUAAGUCAUAUCGAACGGAAAUGUUAGCUAAUGGAUCACCGAUUGCACCUCGACGAUUUCCAUAUGGAAUCAAUAGCUAUUCAAGUACCAAAGUGUAUAUUAAUUGUACACCGAAUAGAAGUUUUAAUCGACGUAAUGGCAAUAUGAAUAAUGUUAACGAUUCUAUGAUUACUAAUAACAAUAACACUAAUGCUAAUGCUAAUAAUAAUAAUAAUAAUAAUACUAAUCAUCAUACACCACAUCGUCAUUCAUCAUCACAUCAUCCGGGUGUACAUCCGCCACCGCCGCAUCAUGAUUCGACAAACAAUUUGCUAAUGUCACCAUUAAAUUGUCCCAAAACACCACAUCAUGUUAAUAAUGAUAGUAGCGAUGAAAUCGGGAUCAAUACAUCACCAGUGUCACCAAUAUCUCAGCCUUAUUGGAAAUCACGCCUAAAUACAUUAAAAAAUAGUUUUCUUGGUACACCGAGAUUUCAUCGACGUGCCAAAAUGCAAAUUCCAUUGUACGAAGAUGUUGCAUUGGCCACUGAAACUACACCUGAUAUGACCAAAAAAUCUUGGUUCGGUAAUCUGAUGGGCAAUGAACGAGAAGAGACACAUGUUUUAUUGAUAAAAGAUAAACCAUUGUCUGUUAUUAAAGCAGAUCUCAUUCAUACUUUUCUUACGGUACCCGAUUUAAGUCAUACAGUAUUAUCACCAAUGUCAUUUCGUUUGGAUUAUCGUCGACCAGGUGGCACAACUUCAAUGUUUCAAAGAAAUAUUCGAAUACAAGUUGAUAUUGCAUGUGCCACACCUCCAUCCAAUGAUGGAUCAAUUCCGUCGCCAAAUUUUGAUACAAACGCUAUUGAAAGGCCAACAAUUUAUUGUAUUACAUUCACUUUAUUAUCCGGGCCAGUGAGAAGGUUUAGAAGAAUAUGUGAACAUAUAUCUGGCUAUAUUCUUGGUCGCCGAUCAACGUCAGCACCACGUUCACCACGAAUGAGUCGUCGACCGACACGGGAACUCAGUGAUACAAGUUCCUGUGGAUCAUGUGCAUCGGACAGUUUGUCACCAACGCCAACACAUCUACAUAUAUCGGAAGAUACAAUAAGUCUAGCAGCAGCUGUUGUCAAUAGUAGUACUAAUAAUUUAACCGGAGCCUUAUCCAGAUGUAAAUCGGAUCAAGAUGCCAAUAAAGACCUAUUCAAACGUGAUGUUAAAUUGUUGGAAAGACGAGCAACACAAACAGAUAGUACGGGAGUUCCAAGAAUAAUAAACAUUGCCAACGGACGACGAAUGUCUUUGGAACCAAAAUUACAGACUGAUAAUGUGUAGCUUAACGUCUGAAAUGAUGACGAUUCAUAAUAGAUGCAAAUUAAAAAAUUCAUUCAUUCAUUCAUUCUCUUUUUUUGAGAAAAAAUUCAAAUCUUUUGAGUGUGUUAUAAAUAUUCAAUUUACGUGAAACGUAUAAAAUGAAAUUAACUAUGUGCUUUUGAAAUCCACAGAAAUACAACCUAUGCCUCACCUAUCA
This is a messenger RNA of Dermatophagoides pteronyssinus (European house dust mite), 2734 nucleotides long. Its product is annotated as serine/threonine-protein kinase BRSK2-like. NCBI's taxonomy places the organism in Eukaryota, Metazoa, Arthropoda, Arachnida, Sarcoptiformes, Pyroglyphidae. Gene Ontology annotation, biological process: protein phosphorylation; intracellular signal transduction. Gene Ontology annotation, cellular component: cytoplasm. Gene Ontology annotation, molecular function: ATP binding; protein serine/threonine kinase activity. The record is from RefSeq and is a predicted model, not a curated record.